AAUAAAGAAAUGUCCCAAAGAAAAGCAGCUCUACAAUUUAAUGUCCCAAGGCAAACUCUACGUGAUAGAAUCACUGGCAAAAUAAGUCCAGAUUGUGUCACCACUGGAAGGGCACAUGUCUUUUCACUUGAAGAGGAGGCACGGAUUGUGGAACAUGUAAAGUCCAUGGCUUCAUAUGGAUAUGGGUACACUAGACAAGAAGUUACAGAUCUGGCUAGAAAUGAAGAACUUACCUUGAGAUGGUUUGAGGGUUUCAUAAAAAGAUGGCCAGAACUAAGAGUGGUUAAACCUAGAAGUUUGGAGAUUCAACGUGCAAAAUGUGGUUCUGUUGCUAAUGUUGAAAAGUACUUUGCAAGCUUAGAGCAAGUUGUUCACAAAUAUAAUCUUCAGGAUAAACCACAUCUCAUAUUUAAUAUUGAUGAGAAGGGUAUAACACUGAAUCAUAAACCACCUAAUGUUGUAUCUGGAAUUGAAUGUAACACAUCAUCAGUAACAUCUGGAAGGUCUAGUACUACGACCAUACUUGGCUGUGGAAGUGCCUCAGGAUUUGCUGCACCACCAUAUUUUGUAUUUGAAGGGAAAAGAAUGAUGAAUGAAUUGAUGAAUGGAGCAACACCAGGUGCUGUUGGUGCAGUAUCAGACUCAGGAUGGUCCAAUACCAACAUAUUCAGACAAUAUUUGACUGACCAUUUUCUUAAAUAUGUCCUUGGCAGAAACAAUGACAACAUACUUCUACUCCUUGAUGGGCAUAAAUCACAUGUUGCAGUUGAUAUAAUUGAAUGGGAACAGCAACACCACAUCAUCAUUCACAUCUUACCAGCUCAUACUUCACAUAUAUUACAACCUUUGGAUGUUGGAUGUUAUGGGCCGUUGCAACGUAUUUAUGAUAAUGAAUGUCACAAAACUAUGCGUCAGAACUCCUCAGUCAUAACCAGAUACAACAUAUGUGAACUAGCCUGCAAAGCAUACCAGAAAGCACUAUCCCCAGAAAACCUUCAUUCAGCAUUUAGGAAAACUGGAAUAUACCCCCUGGAUAAGAGUGUCAUCAACACAGAUCAACUGAAACCAUCAGAGGUAUUUACAGCAAAUGAUGAAUGCAAAGAAACUACAGAUGAACCAAAAACAGAUAACAUACAAGUAGUUGAAGUUGAUACGAAUGGAGAAGUAACGGAAGCUGUUGAAAGUGCUGUGACUGAUAUUUUAGUUGUUGAAGAUUUGCAAGAUCAUGAUGUUACUGUUCCACACUUCUUUGCUGAAAGAAUAAACAAACUAAAGAAAAUUAAGUCUGAAAAUGACAAGAAAGAAAGAAAAAACCUUGGAAAGAUUGUAUCCGGUAUGCCAAUAACUGAAACUGAGGUUGCAGAAAAGGUAAAACAGCAUGUUGAAAACCAAGGAAAAAAUAAAUCAACCAACCAGAGUAGUAAGAAAACUGGGAAACUAAAUAAAAAGAAACCGUCCACUUCUGCUUCAUCACCUACACCAAGACCUAGCCACACUAAACCUGGACCUAGCCGCACAUCUACUAAACCAGGACCUAGCAACACUUCUCCUAAACCAGGACAUAGCAACACUUCUUCUAAACCAGGACCUAGCCACAUAUAUAUAGAUGAUUCCAUGGACUUUAGCGAUACAGACGGAACAUAA
Mytilus californianus (California mussel) is the source of this 1644-nucleotide messenger RNA. RefSeq lists its product as uncharacterized. Gene Ontology annotation, molecular function: DNA binding. The coding region runs from base 10 to 1644 and encodes 544 amino acids. The transcript is spliced from 2 exons. The record is from RefSeq and is a predicted model, not a curated record. NCBI's taxonomy places the organism in Eukaryota, Metazoa, Mollusca, Bivalvia, Mytilida, Mytilidae. Gene Ontology annotation, cellular component: nucleus.